UCCGUUCGCCGGUAGACAAGAGGCGAAUCAACUUGGGGCCAGAAAAUUUCCAAACCCUAGGCUCUGAGAGACUAUCUUUCUCCAAGGUUAAAGCGCGAUUCCGCCGUUGCGAUGAAGAGAAUGCUCGAACCCGAAUCGACCCAGGCGUUGGAGACGCCGCAGAAGCAGCGGAAAAUGGUGGAGCUGCCACAGGAAAUUGGGGAUCGCGAGAAUCAGGGAGAUGGCGAUGAGGAUGUCGAAUAUGAGGAAGUGGAGGAAGAACACGAAGAGGAAGUCGAUGAUGACGAUGAUGAUCCCGACGAAGACGGCGGAGGAGGAAGUGAGAAUCAGACGGUGGGCUUUGGUACGGAGGCGGCGACAUCGGGAUCUGGGAAUCAGGGAGGUGAAGAAGACGACGAGCCGAUUCAGAAUCUCUUGGAACCGUUCACUAAGGAUCAGUUGAUCAUUCUCCUCAAGGAAGCUGCAGGGAAUCAUCCCGAUGUGGCGAAUCAAAUCCGGAAGGUGGCGGAUGAGGAUCCUGUUCACCGCAAGAUAUUUGUACACGGGCUUGGAUGGGAUACCAAAGCCGAUGCGCUUAUCGAAGCGUUUAAGCAGUAUGGUGAGAUCGAAGAUUGCAAGGCCGUUGUUGAUAAGAUAUCCGGGAAAUCUAAAGGGUAUGGUUUUAUUCUCUUCAAGUCACGGUCUGGUGCUCGCAACGCGCUCAAGCAGCCCCAGAAGAAGAUUGGAAGUCGAAUGACGGCGUGUCAGCUGGCUUCGGUUGGGCCUGUACAGGGCAACCCGACCGCGGCCGCUACUUCAGCGCCUGCCCAGCACUCGACCUCAGAGUUUUCCUACAGGAAGAUUUAUGUCAGUAACGUGGCGGCAGAGCUCGAUGCCCAAAAGUUGUUUGCGUUUUUCUCGAGGUACGGAGAGAUUGAAGAAGGUCCCCUGGGGCUUGAUAAAGUCACCGGGAGACCAAAAGGGUUCUGCUUGUUUAUCUACAAGUCCCCCGAAAGUGCCAAGAGGGCUCUCGACGAACCGCACAAGAACUUCGAAGGCCAUGUUUUGCAUUGCCAGAAAGCUAUAGAUGGGCCGAAACCGGGGAAACAGCAUCAUCAUAACUCUCGCAAUCACAAUCCUCGUUACCAAAGGAAUGACAACAGUGGUUACAGUGCAGAUGGAGGUCAUGGACAUCUCAUGGCUGGUAACCAAGCUGGGAUGGCUGCUCCGCCGACACAGGCAUUAAACCCUGCUCUCGGUCAGGCCCUCACCGCUUUGCUUGCUGCACAGGGUGCUGGAUUGGGAUUGCAUCCAGCAAUGGGGCAGGCUCUGUUGGGAUCACUGGGAACAGCUACGGGUGUGAACCCUGCAGCUGUAGGUGGAAUGCCUGCAGCUUACGGCACUCAAGCAAAUAUUACACAAGGAGUCAUCCCUGGUUACGGUGCUCAGGCUGGCUUGCAAGGUGGCUAUCCGAGCCAGCAACCCGGGCAGGGCGGUGCUGGAAGAGGACAGCACGGCGGGCAAUAUGGUGCUCCUUACAUGGGUCACUAGAUAUGCCCACUCAGAUUUCCUGUGGUCUCCUUGUUCGACUGGUUUCUAAAGGAUUUUGUGUCGUGCAGAUAUCACAAAACAGUGUUUUAGUAUUGGCCUGGUCUGGUGAUUCUUCUGAAGUUUGUAUGGAGCUGAUGCAACCCAAGUCUUUGUAUUUUGGAUGAAAUGUUACUCUUUGGUCUCUCCAAUGCCGGACUGCUAAAACUAUUUCAGGACUUUUAGUUUUUAUCGACCUGUUUUCCUCAACUCCCUUUAUGAUAUUCGAAAAACAUUGUACUAUUUUCCGGAGUUAAUGUUUCAUUUUAAGUCUUUCUUGAACUUUC
This is a messenger RNA of Tarenaya hassleriana, 1853 nucleotides long. Its product is annotated as UBP1-associated protein 2A-like. Lineage: Eukaryota; Viridiplantae; Streptophyta; Magnoliopsida; Brassicales; Cleomaceae. The transcript has 2 exons. Gene Ontology annotation, molecular function: RNA binding. The record is from RefSeq and is a predicted model, not a curated record. The coding region runs from base 112 to 1530 and encodes 472 amino acids.